Messenger RNA from Megachile rotundata (alfalfa leafcutting bee), 2686 nucleotides. RefSeq names its product Innexin family member shaking B (gene shakB). Gene Ontology annotation, molecular function: gap junction channel activity. NCBI's taxonomy places the organism in Eukaryota, Metazoa, Arthropoda, Insecta, Hymenoptera, Megachilidae. Gene Ontology annotation, cellular component: plasma membrane; gap junction. The record is from RefSeq and is a predicted model, not a curated record.
AAGUCGAGACUCGAGUCUCUAACGUGCUUUUGCAUGUCGUGUAACGAAAUAGCGGACGUGCGCGUGCGAUCAGACAAGCGGCGUGCCGAUACUCGCCUAAUUUCCUCGCGAACAUCCACGUUUCUUGUUCUCGAUCCUCGGAUCCGAAUCGUUCGUGUUUCUUUCCAGUGCACAACCUUCGCAAACACCACUUUUUUCUCUUCACCAUCCGUUUCUUUCGUUCUCGACAUCGCGCACGCACCGAUCCGGAGCGUGUGUGCGCGUCGAUGAAAGUUGCUGCUCGUUUCGCGUACACCAGAUUUAGUCUGGAGAGGUGCCGCAUUGUCUUCGACGAUUUUCUUCGGAAAACUUUCAAUUACUCCAACUAUUUCUGGGCUUGAGCUCACUAUGAUAUAUUUGUUACGUCCGCGACAAAAGCGCGGGGGGUGCGCGCCGUUUGACGUGCGUUACGACGACAAUUUCUCGAGGAGAUGCAGCGAAGUCUAAAGUCGAUGUUCUGACAGCAGGGAAGCGGAUGACAAAGCGGAAAAUGCUGGAGCAUCGGGUCCGAAAGGAGCCAGUGAAACGUGGAUCGUUCCGCAAAUUUAUGCCCUUCGUUAACAUUACCGAUCAAACUAAUGUCACCGUCGGCGUCAGGUUUCCGAGAUGAUCGAUGAUCGCGACGAUCGUUGUCGGUGAAUGAGAAAGGUGUUUCAUGGUGAUCGGUCGGAUAUUUCCGCCCGUUGAUCAAACGAAUUCGCAAAAUCCCUCGCGACCGUUUAAAAACAUGAGUGAUCCCGACGCAAGUGUGACCGUGUCCGAAGUAACUCGGACGUCCGUUUCUUCGAACACGUAAAGUUACGGAGGGUCGUUCGUUGAUCGGGAACAGCGAUUAAAGAUGCUUUGACUGCGAAGAAGAAUGUGCAGGAAGAUCCCGGUGACGGCACAGGAUCCCAGCUCUUCGAAGGAUCCUCCGCUGUCGAGAUCGAUCCCCUCUUCGAAGCAGAGCGAGUCGUCCAUUUUUAAGAGAACCGUGCGUUGAAGUCGGUGGAUCGACUUCAAAAAGUUCCUUCGAACCUUUCCGUUCGCUCCUAUCUUUGAAGUCGCACCGACCCUAACCAGACAAGAUUCCUGCUCGAGCGACUCAAAGAUAGAUCAAAGGCGAGGAGGGAGACGAUCACGAAAUCGAGCACGAAACAUGUGAAAGACGAGGAUCCAAGGGAUCGAUGGACGAUGUUGGAGUCGUCGGUGAUCCAGUGAUACCCUCUUGCCGCUGUCGUUCCCUGAUCCAAAAUGCUGGACAUAUUUCGGGGCCUGAAGAGCUUGAUCAAGAUCUCCCAUGUGCACAUCGACACUGCCGUUUUCAGACUGCAUUAUAGUCUGACUGUAAUCCUGUUGAUCGCAUUCUCGUUGAUCGUCACUACCAGACAGUAUGUUGGCAAUCCCAUCGACUGCAUCCACAGCAAGGACCUCCCGGAGGAUGUGUUGAACACUUAUUGUUGGAUUCAUAGCACUUACACGAUCACCGCUGCCUACAGGAAGAGAGAAGGCUUCGAGGUGCCCUUUCCUGGCGUCGACAAUUCCAAGUUGCAUCCCGAAAGCGAGAGGAAGGAGUACAGGUAUUAUCAGUGGGUCUGCUUCAUGCUGUUCCUUCAGGCGAUCCUCUUCUACACACCACGAUGGUUGUGGAAGGGGUGGGAAGGUGGCAAGAUCCAUGCGUUGAUGAUGGACCUCGACAUCGGCCUCUGUUCCGAGGUCGAGAAGAAACAGAAGAAGAAGAUGUUGCUUGACUAUCUCUGGGAAAAUCUUCGCUAUCACAAUUGGUGGGCUUACAGGUACUACCUCUGUGAAGUUCUCGCCCUGCUGAAUGUGAUCGGUCAGAUGUUUCUGAUGAACCGCUUCUUCGACGGUGCCUUUUUGACGUUUGGUAUCGACGUGCUCAGGUUUCUGGAAUCGGAUCAGGAGGACCGGGUCGAUCCGAUGAUUUAUGUGUUCCCGCGAAUGACCAAGUGCACCUUCUACAAAUAUGGCGUCAGUGGUGAAGUGGAGAGACACGACGCUGUUUGCAUACUGCCCUUAAACGUCGUCAAUGAGAAGAUAUACGUUUUUCUUUGGUUUUGGUUCCUCUUUCUCGGCGUGCUCAGCUUCAUAACGGUUUUAUACAGGAUCGUAAUUAUAUUUUCGCCGCGAACGAGGGUAUAUCUUCUAAGGCUACGGUUUCGUUUGGUCAGGAGAGAAGCCAUCGAAACAAUUGUUCGAAGAAGUAAAGUGGGCGACUGGUUUCUUCUUUACAUGCUCGGUGAGAAUUUGGACACGGUGAUAUACAAGGACGUGAUGCACGAGCUAGCGAACAAACUCGCGUCGAGACACCAUCAUAGUGUGCCUGGAAUUAAGGGAGAGCUUCAAGAAGCCUGAUGGAAAUUGCCUCGGAGAGCCGUGGGAGCGAUUAGGAUUUUCAAGGGGAGUAAAAUUCUUUUCGGCCAAAAAUGGAACGAACGAUGCCAAAGAUGGAGAUCCAAGGAUGAAAUAGAAUGGAUCACUUUUUAUUUACAGCUCGACGCGUGUGUUUUUCUUAUUUGUUCGAAAAAUGAUCGAAAUCUUCGCGAUUGAUGUGUAUAUUACAGACAAUCAUAGUUGAAUGGAGGAUGAUCAUUGUUUCGCGUAAAAGACAAAUUGCCACUCUAUGAUGGUCUUUUUAUUUCGAUUU